This is a messenger RNA of Suillus subalutaceus, 1413 nucleotides long. RefSeq lists its product as uncharacterized. Gene Ontology annotation, cellular component: membrane. The record is from RefSeq and is a predicted model, not a curated record. Gene Ontology annotation, molecular function: transmembrane transporter activity. The coding region runs from base 1 to 1413 and encodes 470 amino acids. Gene Ontology annotation, biological process: transmembrane transport. The transcript has 13 exons. NCBI's taxonomy places the organism in Eukaryota, Fungi, Basidiomycota, Agaricomycetes, Boletales, Suillaceae.
AUGACAUCCCCCCUGUUCACCAAGAAGAUAACAUUACUGCUCCGGAAGCUCGGCUACAAGAGCGAGUUUAAACGGGAAUUCUCGCUGUUAGAGACGAUCUCAUUCUCGAUGGCUAUCCUAGCUGUAUCUUGUGGAAUCACUACCGGAUAUUCCUAUCCUUUACUUUCAGGGGGCCAUUUUGCCAUGGUAUGGGCAUGGCCCAUAGCGUGCAUAUUUGUCAUGUGUGUUGCUGCAACAAGCGCUGGGCUGUACUAUUUCUCAGCGAAAAUGGCUUCGAAGGAACACUCCGCUCUUGCGUCUUGGAUAACCGGAUGGAGUAACAUCACAGGCCAAGUAACCUUGAUUUGCUCCAUUAACUUCAGUUGCACGGAGCUCAUCACCACAGCAAUAGCAAUGGGCACGGACGGCGCAGUGGUCUUGGGGUCAGGCGCGACAUUUGGCAUAUUAAUGCAUCCAAUCCAGGCUAUCCACCUCACACAAUUGAUUUUCUGCUCAGCUGGAACUCUGAGUACAUCGAUUGGGGCAAUUGUCUCCUUGCUCGCUUGCGCCGGAAAUCAGAGAGUCUCAUCAGUGGAUGCGUGGACAAAGUUCGAGAACAAUACCGGAUGGAGCAAUAAUGUCUGGGCUUUCAUUCUCGCUUUUACAUCACCAAUGUGGUCAUUGACAGGUUAUGACUCUGCUGCCCAUAUCGCUGAGGAAACCGCAGGAGCUGCACGUGCAGCACCUAUUGCGAUUUUGGUUGGGGUUGCCGCAACUGAGAUCCUGGGCUGGCUUUAUUACAUCGCUGCCUCUUAUGCUACCACCUCGGUUCCAGACAUCCUGCAGUCGAAACUAGCGCUCCCUCUUGGCCAAGUAUUUUUGAAUGUCCUGGGGAAGAAAGGGUGCUCUGGCCCUCUGUACCUUUGCGGAUGUUCACAAGCGGUCGACGCCUCUCGCCGCAUCAACCGUACGACGCAGACUCCAGUGAAUGCUGUAUGGUUUGCGAUGCUGCUCUCUGCCAUUUGUGGGACAUUGGUAUUUUCCACGGCAGCGUUUAAUUCAUUGGCAUCAGCGUCUGUGAUAGGUUUAUAUAUCUCAUAUGUGACGCCCAUAUACUGUCGUGUUACCUGGGGGAAAGACAAACUACAGCCUGGCCCAUUCACUCUCGGUUGGUGGUCUUUUCCGAUUGGCUGGAUAGGUAUUGUCUGGGUAGUAUUCAUGGUCGUCAUGCUACUCUUUCCAUACACACAGACGGCCAGUGUGCAAACCAUGAAUUAUUCAGUAGUGAUCGUCAUGGCCGUCUUUGUAUUUGCCGGAGGAUCGUGGAUAUUCUCCGCGAGACAUUGGUUCACAGGACCCGUCUCGAACAUCGACGUGCAGAGCGAUUCAUUAUCGUAUUCGGAGAAACAUAACACGCAGCGAAAUAGUUUUUAG